AUAAAAAGGGUUCUUGAAUGAAAAUGAUUCACAUUUGAGCCAACACUGAACGUAGCAACUGGUUAGAAGACAACAACAUUGAUAUUCUGUCAAUCUGAGAAACCAAAAUGAAGACAUUUAUCAUUUGCUGCAUCGUUGCUGUAAUAUCGGCUGAAAAUUUUCGCAUACAACUUGCAGAAAAUGGUGAAAAAUUUUCAGAGGAAGUUAAGGUUGAUAUCGCUGGAAACACCGAGGAGAUAAAGGUUCCUCAGCACCAAAACAGGCUACAACUUCACCAACUGAAUGACUUCAACAAGGGUCUUAGUGCAAUGAAGCUACCGACGAGAAAGAAGUGCUACAUAUCAGAAAUCAAGGCAGCGGAACAACGUCCUCUUCAGAUGAAGGAGAGUUUAACAGCGACUCAUUCUCGGUUCCCGACAGACAGGUACAUGGUCGAAUCAACCAACCAGCUAGUUGUUAGAAGAAUGACAGCUGAAGAGGUUGGAGAAAAAAUCGUUGCUCACUGUGGUGGAUAUGAAAUGCUUUAUACUGUUGAUGUCACCAAAGAAAAUGCAGAGAAUGUUGCUCUGGGCCUUGCAUAUUAUAUAGCAGGGAAAACGAAAAGGAGCACAAACACAAGAAUCACGAAUUUCUUUGCAUGUACCUUGAAAAGUGUCAACGUUGUAUACUCUUGCAGAGGAUCAAACCAACGAUUGGGUGCCAGAUGUUCCUUCCAGAGAUCUGAUACCAAUACAUGCAUUUAUCAGAUCACAUGCCCAACAACGACAUCAGACCGUGGUUUAGCUGCAGUAUGUCAGGGAACUCACAGAAUGAGUAGUUUGCAGUGCUGUGACUUUGUUUGCUUGCCUGUUGGAAAAUAGGCAUUCAUGUAAUUCAUGUAAUCUGUAAUCUGAAUUUGUUGGUUCUGUCAUUAAAUGUUCUAUUUACGCAUAGAUAUAUUUAAAUGAUAACCACAUCCAAA
Messenger RNA from Rhopilema esculentum, 961 nucleotides. The record is from RefSeq and is a predicted model, not a curated record. NCBI's taxonomy places the organism in Eukaryota, Metazoa, Cnidaria, Scyphozoa, Rhizostomeae, Rhizostomatidae.